UGAAUGGCCUCUAUAUAAGAAGCGUGGUGGUCCUAUACCAUUUUGGAAACGAAGCUCUCAAAGCUUCUCAACAAUGGCGACCAUUCCUUCUCACAACCUUCUCACGAAGAACUAUCACACUUCUCCGUCGUUUAAAACCACCACCUCCUCUGAACCUUCUUCGUUCAUUCAUCUCCCGGAGAAAAGAUUCCGAGUAGCUACGAGAGCUUCUUCUCUAACGAGAACCAACGAGGCUUCUUUAUCCGCCGUCAUCUCCAGGCUGGAGCGCGAAAGGCAAGGAUUAACCGACGGCGGCGGCGAACAGUGGCACACGGCGGAAGACUUCCGCCGGCGGGAUAAGAAAACCGAGGAAGAGAGGAGGCUCAGAGACACGUGGCGCAAGAUCCAAGGAGAAGACGACUGGGCCGGGCUAACCGACCCGAUGGACCCGGUCCUCAGAUCGGAGCUGAUCCGUUACGGCGAAAUGGCCCAGGCCUGUUACGACGCCUUCGACUUCGAUCCUUCCUCGAGGUACUGCGGCAGCUCCAGAUUCUCCCGCCACGAGUUUUUCGAUUCUCUUGGGAUGAACGGCUCCGGGUACGAGGUGGCGCGUUACCUCUACGCGACGUCGAACAUCAACCUCCCCAACUUCUUCUCCAAGUCGAGGUGGUCAAAGGUGUGGAGCAAAAACGCAAACUGGAUGGGAUACGUCGCCGUUUCGGACGACGACGAGGCCACGCGUAACCGUCUCGGUCGCCGAGACAUCGCGAUCGCGUGGAGAGGGACCGUUACGAAGCUCGAAUGGAUCGCUGAUCUCAAGGACUAUCUGAAACCGGUAUCCCGUAACAACCUCAGGUGCCCCGACCCGGCCGUUAAGGUCGAAUCCGGGUUUUUGGAUCUUUACACGGAUAAAGACACGUCAUGCAAGUUCUCGAGAUUCUCGGCGCGUGAGCAAAUCUUAGCGGAGGUUAAACGUCUGGUGGAGAAGUACGGCGAUGAUGACGAAGAAGAGGAGCUGAGCAUCACCGUGACGGGACACAGCCUCGGCGGGGCGUUGGCGAUACUGAGCGCGUACGACGUGGCGGAGAUGGGUUUGAAUCGGAGUCGGAGCGGGAAGGUGAUUCCAGUGACGGUUUUGACUUACGGCGGGCCGCGCGUGGGUAACGUGAGGUUCAAGGAGAGGUUGAAGGAGCUGGGAGUGAAGGUGAUGAGAGUGGUGAACGUUCAUGACGUGGUUCCGAAGUCGCCGGGACUGUUUCUGAACGAGCGUGCUCCACACGCGGUGAUGAAAAUGGCGGAGGGGUUGCCUUGGUGUUACUGCCACGUGGGGGAAGAACUGGCGCUGGACCACCAGAACUCGCCGUUCCUUAAAUCGUCCGUUGAUCCUUCUAAUGCUCAUAACCUCGAGGCUCUACUCCAUCUCCUUGACGGGUAUCAUGGAAAAGGGGAGAGAUUCGUGCUGUCGAGUGGGAGAGAUCCAGCGUUGGUGAACAAAGCAUCGGACUUUCUGAAAGAACACUUCAUGGUUCCACCGUUUUGGCGUCAAGAUGCUAACAAAGGAAUGGUGAGGAACAGUGAAGGUCGUUGGAUUCAAGCCGAGCGUCUCCGUUCUGAGGAUCAUCAUUCUCCUGACAUCCACCACCAUCUCCACCAGCUCCGUCUUCUCCCUUCGUAAUUACACAUUAAUUUUGAUAUAUACUAUUAUUAUAUAUGCAUGUUUUCCUUUGUAAAUGUCACGAAUAAAAAUGAUCACACUCUUUUUCA
Messenger RNA from Raphanus sativus (radish), 1743 nucleotides. Its product is annotated as phospholipase A1-Igamma2, chloroplastic. Gene Ontology annotation, biological process: lipid metabolic process. Gene Ontology annotation, molecular function: glycerophospholipase activity. The coding region runs from base 74 to 1654 and encodes 526 amino acids. Lineage: Eukaryota; Viridiplantae; Streptophyta; Magnoliopsida; Brassicales; Brassicaceae. The transcript is spliced from 2 exons. The record is from RefSeq and is a predicted model, not a curated record.